Messenger RNA from Salvia splendens (bonfire salvia), 997 nucleotides. RefSeq names its product ethylene-responsive transcription factor 5-like. The coding region runs from base 575 to 997 and encodes 140 amino acids. The record is from RefSeq and is a predicted model, not a curated record. Gene Ontology annotation, biological process: ethylene-activated signaling pathway; regulation of DNA-templated transcription. Lineage: Eukaryota; Viridiplantae; Streptophyta; Magnoliopsida; Lamiales; Lamiaceae. Gene Ontology annotation, molecular function: DNA-binding transcription factor activity; DNA binding. The transcript has 2 exons.
CGUCGAACACCCAUUGAUCGCAUAAGGGGCUAGCUUUCUAUUAAGUUCAUAUUAACAGUUAAAAGAAUUCUAAUAUAAAAGAUAGAAAAAGAUGAUAUGUCUAAUUGUGAUAAUGUAAUAUUAUAUAAAAUAUAUGUACAUAUGAAAGGACAUUAUGAUGAUAAUGUAUAUAUAUAUAUAGAGUAGUGAUCUAGGGCAAGUGCUCAUUAAGUACAUAACCAGAGAACAAAUCUCAGCCACACAUUUUAAUACUCUAAAUUAAUCUUAUGGCUUAGCUAUUUAACAUGUUUUAAAUAAAAACUAAUUAACAAGGGUAUUUUUGGAAUCCAUAUUCAACUCCAACCAUCUCCUUCAAUUUUCCAACUCCAAUUCACACGCCUUUUCCUCUCCCCUCUCUUCCUCCUCUCCCCAGCCUCUCCCCUCUCUUCCUCCUCUCCCCAGCCUCCGCCGCCGAGCUCAACACCACCCGCCGCAAAAUAGAUGUGAUCAAUAUGAUUAAUAUCAUAUUCGUUCUGUCCAUAAAAAAAGUUAAACUAAACUAACUAAUCUUGAUUUGAUACUUAAUUUCGUUUCCAUGGAGUUCGCCGAUGAAUUUUCCGCAAUCGAAAGAAUCAGAAUGCAUCUCGUAGGAGAAUUUGAGAUUGAUCGCACACCGUCGGUUUCCGCCUCGGAGUCAUCGUGCGAUUCACAGCUGUCCUUUGAUUUUGUUUGGCCGUCGGUGAUCGACCUCUCGAUUCCGGCGAAGACGCUGGAGUGGAUCGUGUUCGGGGGUGGUGAUGAUGAUCAUCAUCAUGAGCGGGUGGUGGAGGAGCAGCUCUGUCACGCCCGCAUUCACUACAGGGGUGAGGCGGAGGUCGUGGGGAAGUAUGCGGCGGAGAUACGUGACCCGAAGCGGCGGGGGUCGAGGGUGUGGCUGGGGACGUUCGAGACGGCGGCGGCGGCUGGGGAACGAAAUUCUAAACUGAUUAAUAUCUUCUCACAUGCAUGCCAAAAUUGA